UGAUUUUCUGUUGCGAACAUGUUGCCACCAUGUUGCGAACAUCGGUAGUCCACUACUAGCCACGAACAAUGUUCCGUACAAUGUUGCGAACUUAGUGUAAACGCGCCUUUACAAACACAAUAACCUACUUACUCUAUGGACACAAGUUACCCUGGUUUUGCACCACAGCUACUAGGUGGCACUGCUUCUAUCCAUUCCUCAGUUUUUAAGUGACUUCAGUGAGAAGCGGAUUGUUUGCAACCAAUUCGACGUGUGGGGUUAGCUUUGUGUGUGUACUAAGGUGCAAAGUAGACCUAAAAAGAGCAUACAUAUGAGAGGAUAAAGCCUAUCGCCCGAAAGAAAGUGAUUGGAAAACAUUAUAAUCGAGAAUGCCUCAGAUAAGAAAAGGUCAUACUUCCAAGGGUAAAAAUGGGUCAAAACCAAUCCAUAAUGGUAAUGACCAAAUUGCUGCAAGUGCAGAAGAUAGCAGUGAACAGACACAGCAGUUUCAGUUGGAAUUGUACUGGUGUAUUCGGCAGUUGGAGGCAGUGCUUCAUACAGAUAAAAUGACUCCAAGGCAAGCUCAAGAUGCCAGUCGCGCAUUGAAUGUACUAAAGAGCAAAACUGCACCUUUAAUAAAAAAACGCCAAGUGAUGAGGACAACAUUUGGUGACUACAGAGUCAAAAUGUCUGAGGAGGAAAAGCAGUUUAACAAGACAAAAACACAGCUGAGAGUGGCUGCUGUAGCACCAGACAAAAAGUCUCAUUUUUUCAAAAAAUGUUCUUCGUUGUCCAGCAGUACAACAACAAAUGCUAAAGAAGAAGAGGUGGACAACUGUGAUGAGACAAAAUGUACUGAAACCUCCGAAGACAGAAAAAAUAUAUAUGAAGCAUUAAAUGGAAGCUGUUUCAGAUUCAACUUUGAAUGACAGGUUUAUGUAGAAUUUUGUGAUGUCAUCAACAAUAUUCCAUACAUAAAUACACAUUUUAUUUGAAAUUUCCUUUGUUUAUUGGACUUCCAAUUCUGUAAAUAAAUUUUCUAUGGAAAUUUA
Messenger RNA from Schistocerca americana (American grasshopper), 1031 nucleotides. Its product is annotated as UPF0488 protein CG14286. The coding region runs from base 369 to 908 and encodes 179 amino acids. The record is from RefSeq and is a predicted model, not a curated record. Lineage: Eukaryota; Metazoa; Arthropoda; Insecta; Orthoptera; Acrididae. The transcript has 4 exons.